UGGAAUUGAGACGCGACGCCGUGCAAACGUUCCCAGGCUGUGCAGUGUCUGGUCGAGAAUUGGAAUCAAAGAAAAAAAAAAAUAUAACAAUUUCAGUUAAUUUAAUUUAGUGAUUCAUCAACUAUCGGUUUUUAAUAAUUAUUGUUUGGUAUUCUCUUCAAGUAGUGUUGUUCCAGAUUUAGUUGUGCUGAAAAUAAUAAUUGUGAUUUGAUACUACCUAGAGAGAAAAGCAUGCCGUAGCGAUUGCGGGGUUAGAUUUCCAAUCGAAGAAGAUGUUACACCACCUGCUAGUUGGAUAUCAAUAAGUCAACUACGAAAAGCCGUAGUCGUGAUUAAUAGUGAACCGUUGAAAAAUCCUUAAAUAUGUCUAAUACAUAAGUUAUUAUCAGUGAAACAGUAUUAAUUCUGCUGUAAAAAUUCAGCCUAAUGAAGUGCUACAAACAUGACCCGCAAAUACGAGUACCAAAUGGAUAUGGAAGCAAAUAGAGCAGACGAUGUGUAAAAUGUGUAUCAGGAAAAAGAACUGCAAAAAAAGAUUAAAUUUGUUCGUGCUUCUGUUCAACUGUUACGCAUCAAUGCCCGGAAGUGAAAUGUGAAUAUAAGGUUAUUAAGAUGUUUAAAAAUUUCGAAUAAUAUAUACUUAUGCUAAGUAGUAUUUAUAAGGAAGACUUUCAGUGGGGUGGAUCAAAGACUAUUUAGUUUUUCAAAGUGCUAGAGAGAAAGAAACAAAAUCAAUGUUCGGUAUCCCAGUUCAAGCGGGAUAAAUUCGCCAUGCUCCGUGGGGGCCAGGAAUGUACGUAAUAUUUCCGGCUGAUGAAUUAAUAUUGUUGACAUACGGAAUCGCAGUACCGAGAGUACAACCACGACCAACUCUGGACAACCUGCGAGAGCCACUUGUCCCCAUCGGCAAUAGGCCUUCUUCCGCCACCAUCCUGUCCCCCAAGCAGAUAAAUGAUCCCCGUCGGAUCCAAGGACAACCCCUCACGUCCUCUUCCGCACCUCGUACCCCACCGACACUUUCACCUAGAGACAGAAGCCCGGAACCAAGUGUCAAUUUUUCACCGGACGACAGAAUUUACGAUUACGACGAUUCCACUCCACUAUACGAUACCGAUACGACUGUGAAUUAUGUGAGCCGGGAGCUUAGCUCCAGCAUCCACUUCCACCCCUUAUCCGCGGCACCUCCAGUCGUACCUAGGCCAAACACUACCUCAACUGCGAAAGGGAAAGAAAAGUCCAAAUCCAGACUCCACCUUAAGCUAGGGCGAUUGCGACCACAUUCCUCCGCUGAACCAAGUGAAUCUGCCCGAAUCCGCGAAGACCUGCAGAUACACGUCUCAAAUCCAGUGUUCACACGUGAAAACCUUCGGCAGCGUAAUUUUGACGCUUUCUUCGAAUCUGGCGAAACGGUAUAUUCGCUCGAGAAGAAAGAGAAACCUCUCCCUGCCAGUGCGGAAUCCAUCGAAUUGAGCCCAUGGAAUACCUGUGAAACACCUGGAGUCCAUCAACGUUCCAUUUCCGUUGGAUUCUUUCGAAAAGGAAAAUCACCAAUCGGUUCUCAACGUGCAAGGAGUGCCGAGCUAGAACUUGAAGAGUCCCAGAAAGAGUCAUCAAAAUCCCAUCGUAGUUUAUUUAGUAGCAAACGAGGAGGCACGGCACUGAGCAUCGUCCCGGUGUCACAUCAGCCUCUUGGGGGAAGCAUGUCUUCCUCCGGAGGAGUUCUGAAGGAUUUAGGUCAUCCUGGCCUAAACGAGGCUCUCAAAUCACACAACAGCGUUACCUUUAAGCUCGUUAAAACGGUUUCCGAUUUUACUGAAAAUUUAGCACAACUAUACGAACAACAUGCUGAAGCACUGCAGGUUCUGGUUUCAGGCUACAGAAAAAGGAACGGUGAAUUAAGGAAAGAAAGACCCGCUUGCCAGUCGAAUCUAUUCCAAGCCUGGGAAACUUUUUUACAAGAAAUCGAAGCUGAUUCCCAGGCAACCAUCGAUGUCGCCAGUUCCCUUUCCAGGCAGGUUUCUCGACCACUGUUGGAACGUUCAUUCUACCGGAAGGUCCAAAGUAGGAAAGUAUUCACCCAUAGGGAAUCAUUUGAUACAAUCAUUUCGAAGACUGAAGAAAAAUUAUCAAAGUGCCGAAUCGAUUACAAGCAGUGUUUCAUUGCUCACCGUCAGAAUCCAACGCAGCUCACUCUGACGCAGUAUAUCGACUCCCACAAUGCAUACGUACAGCAACUGCACGCAACAAAUGCCAUGCUGGAGGCGUACCACUGCGAAACUCUACCCCAGCUGAUGCAGGAACUCGAGGAAAUCUACAAUGACCUGUGCAACAUCGUAUCGGAAGCGGUUCUGCAAGGUGCCGAGGCAAUAGCAGCCAAAGCACUUGAACAAGCGAGACGAUAUGACAGCCUGGCAAAUCAGUGCAAAAGCGUGUCACCGUCGCAGGAUUUGGGAUUUUUCGUCCGCAGUCUACCGGUUCCAUCCAAUGCUCAGCGGGUCCCGAAGAAAGCAUUUGCACCACCACAAUCUGCUAUCCAGGGAGACGGAGAUGAUCUUUCCACGGAAUAUGGCGUUGGUAUACAGGAUUCGACAGGCUUCGCGCUUAGAAAUGAACUGGUGGUCGACAAAGGAGCUUCGAUUCAAGUACGACCUUCACUGGAAGCACUAAAGCGAGAAUCACAGGAAUUGGAAAUUCAAAUCAAACAGUUACAAGAUUCUGUAGACGCUUUAGUUCGAUCACAAAUAAGAGGAAUAGAAAGUCAACUGUAUAACAAAGCAAACGAAAUACAGGAGGAUAUCUCCAUGAAGAAGUUUGAUUUGCGAGCCAAGCAAAUUCAUCUAGCAGCUGUCCGGGCACAGAAAGAAUUGUUUUUGGGUAGAAUAGAUCCUGGUUCACCUCGCGGUGAACGUAAAAUGUCUUCUUCUAGUUCUUCCUCAAUGAAGACUAAGUGGUUAAAAGCGUUCCGAAGUCUGAAGCCAGCCGGUUCAGCAAACGAUAGUCAAACCAAUAGUGCACCUAAAACAAACCAAAUGUACCAUGCAGUGUCAACGGUGUUAACGAUGAGGAAAAGCGGAAAUGGUGCUCAGAUACGGUUCGAUGGAUCGGAUAACCAUAAUCUACAGGAGUAUACGUAUAAGAAGAUAACACCAUGCGAUGUUUGCUCACAAGUUUUAAGAGGUCACACGCGACAGGGCCUCCGCUGCAGGAUAUGCAAGGUGAACGUGCACGCCGACUGUGCAUCACAGCUGCCAAAAUGCCAAGUGAAACAGAAACUGCUCCGACGCCAGAAGAGCACAUCCGAGAUCGAGAAUCGCACCGAAGUGGAGGAGGAAAAACCGACCGACAUCGAUCAAAUCUAUCAGGUCUUGAAAAAGGCAAACGAAAUUUCCAGUGGCAAAGCUGCUGAGUCGAAAGCUCAAACCAAUACUACAACUACUAGUGAUGCCAAUGCGAUGACUGGUGCUAGCAAUCCACAGCUAGAAAUACCUGUAGUCAAUGUGCCUGAUUAUCCAGAUCGAACACCUAGGAGGGGACCAUCCAAAUCUCAGGGGCCAAAUUAUCAACAGCAAAAACAGGGACUUUCGGCACCAACCACGACCGACAUGUCCAGCUCAGCUGAGGAAGACGACACUAUCCUUUCGUCUCGGGCGUUUGGCCAACCACUCUGUUUUGUAGCAGAAGAUCCACUGCCAGAAGAACCCGCCACCAGCAAGAAGGGAGCAAGGCGCAAAAAAUGAAAGGCUAUUCAAAAUGGGGAGAUAACGAUAAAAAUAAGAAAAACACCCUCCAAGUUAAUCGCUUUAUUUCCUAAUUUAUUAUUGUUUAUUUCUGUUCGAUGUAAUUUUGUUAAUAUUUUCGAUUUUAGUUAUGAUUUCCAGAGUCAGCAUAUUUUCGUCGUUUUUAUAGCCACGAUAACAAUUCAGGAGUUCUAGGUUGUUGUACAGUUAAAUAACAGUAAUUAACAGCGUGAUGAGAGCACAUAAAGAGCACGGUUCGGUUUUGACAACACUGAUUAAAGCAAUGAAACCAACGGUAGUUGUAGAAGAGAUUCAUAGUUUGUGGUAGAUAAAAAUAUAAAAAACGAGCUGCCAAUUAACGACAAAUAAGACGAUCUUUCGAUGGAAUAAGUUAGUACCAAUUCGUUACUUUGUUAGUAUAAUUUAUGCCAGAUACGUUCCUAAUGGUGAGUGAGUUCUGAAGAUGACAAACAUUGCAUCGUAGCCCAAGAGACCUCAAUGCCUAUUUUGGGGUGAAAUUAAAAACUUUGAUUUAUACAUAUUUGAUGAUAACAAAUCCAUAAUAGAUCGAGUUUACCGCACGACACUAAAGACGGCCUUAUCUUAGGAAUAAAGUACGCGUAUCCUUCAAAUGAUACAAUUUUAUAGUCAUUCAAUGAUAAGUUGCUCGAUCAAAUUAGUAUAUAUCUCGCUUUUCGAAUGAAAAAUUUGUAUAAUAAAAAAAAAUGUAUAUUUCAAAUGUUGUGAAAUUAUAGUAGUUUUUCGAAGAGUAAAGUUUUUCUGUUUGUCACCCUCUGGUGUUGGACAAAAUAAAAUACGCAUUGGCCGUUUUUCAUACAAAAUAGAAAAAUUGAGAUCCACUACUUGAGCUCAGAUAUGAGCAGGUAAUUAUCCCAUUAUACAAAAAAAUUGAUUCCAAAAAAUGUUAACCCCUAUAACGUCCAUUAUUUUUUGAAUUCAAAAUUUAAUGCUGUACGAUAUUUUUGAACCAUUUUAAUCUGCUCAAAAAACACAUAUAUAUUCAAAAUUAUCUCUAGUUGUGAUAUUUGAUAACAUGGUUCUAGAAACAUUUCGGUAUGUCUUUGAAACAGCUAAACAAUUAUAAUCCACGUCAAUACCUAAACCAGUUUUCUUUAUGUAUGUUAUUGGUUACAUACUUUUCAGGACACAUUCAGGGCUUUUGCCCAUAAAUACUUCUUCAAAAGAUUACUGAAAAAAAAAAUCAUGAUUAUUUUCAAGAAGCUUUUUUUUUGGGAUUUCUAGAACAAAUCUUCCUGAAGAUCUCCAGAAGUACCUUUGAGAAGAACUGGAACUCCCAAGAGAUAUUGACAUGAACUUAACAAAAAGUGCGUUUAGAACUUUUUGUUCAAAUUU
This is a messenger RNA of Aedes aegypti (yellow fever mosquito), 5111 nucleotides long. RefSeq lists its product as uncharacterized. Gene Ontology annotation, molecular function: protein binding. Gene Ontology annotation, cellular component: extrinsic component of cytoplasmic side of plasma membrane. Bases 792 to 3737 code for a protein of 981 amino acids. NCBI's taxonomy places the organism in Eukaryota, Metazoa, Arthropoda, Insecta, Diptera, Culicidae. The transcript is spliced from 16 exons. The record is from RefSeq and is a predicted model, not a curated record. Gene Ontology annotation, biological process: positive regulation of voltage-gated calcium channel activity; skeletal muscle contraction; positive regulation of protein localization to plasma membrane.